Molecule: messenger RNA, 995 nt
Organism: Emys orbicularis (European pond turtle)
Lineage: Eukaryota; Metazoa; Chordata; Testudines; Emydidae
Product: BTB/POZ domain-containing protein KCTD12-like
Exons: 2
Coding region: 117-995 (292 amino acids)
Biological process (GO): protein homooligomerization; regulation of G protein-coupled receptor signaling pathway
Cellular component (GO): signaling receptor complex
Molecular function (GO): protein binding
Source: RefSeq, a predicted model, not a curated record
GGGAGGAAGAGAGGCUUGGAGCAGGGGAGGGCAGCCACAAUACAGAGGCGCUAGGAGGGCAUACUGCACCAGCUACAGUGAAAGAUUAAAAGGUGGGAAGGAGGAGGUGGCUCACCAUGGCCUUGGCGGACAAUGCGAGCUGUGCCAAACCCAGUGAUGACUUCCUUUUCCCAGAGAUCAUUGAGCUCAAUGUGGGUGGGCAGGUCUACAUCACACGCCAUCCCACCUUGGUCAGUGUGCCCGGCUCAUUGCUCUGGGAAAUGUUCACUCAGAAGAACAUCCGCUCCUUGGCCCGGGACAGCAAGGGCCGCUUCUUUGUGGACCGAGAUGGUUUCCUCUUCCGCUACAUCCUGGAUUACAUGAGGGACCAGCAGCUGGUGCUACCCGAGCACUUCCCGGAGAGGAACCGCCUGCAGCGGGAAGCCGAGUACUUCAAGCUACCGGAGCUGGUCAAGAUGCUGUCUCCAAAGCUCAGCAAGCAGAACUCCAUCGGGGAUGACCCGUGCCAAAGUGACCCAGAGGAGCUGUCUCCCAGUGCGGACACGGCCCGCAACCUUGCCUCUGCCAGCGCCGCCCUGACUAAUGCCCCCGCGGGCUCCUUUGCCUCCAGCGGGGGCGGCGCUGGCCCAGACAUCCGAAGGUCAGGUUUCAUCACCAUCGGCUACCGGGGCACCUACACCCUGGGCAGGGACAGCCAGACGGAUGCCAAGUUCCGCAGGGUGGCGCGGAUCAUGGUGUGUGGCAAGACCUCGCUGGCCAAAGAAGUCUUUGGGGACACCUUGAACGAGAGCAGGGACCCUGACCGGCCUCCGGAGAGGUACACCUCCAGGUACUACCUCAAAUUCACCUUCCUGGAGCAAGCCUUUGACAAACUGGCCGACGCCGGCUUCCACAUGGUGGCGUGCAACUCCACGGGCACCUGCGCCUUUGCCCAUGACCAGACAGACGACAAGAUCUGGACCUCUUACACCGAAUAUGUUUUCUACCGUGAGUGA